CUCUGGGCCAGUAGCAGCAGUGAGCCAUGAAGCUUGCAAUCGUCCUCCUUCUGCUGGGGCUGGCAGUGCUCUGCCUGGGGGGCAAAGAUUCCCAGCACUCUGCCAGCGCCGGGGACUCUCGCAGCUCUGAAGCUUUUAUCUCCAGACAAGACUCUGCCAAUUUCGCGAGGAGACACAAGCGCAGCUACAGAUACAACGUAGCCCGAGGUGCAGCCGUGACAUCCCCCCUGGAGUCCCAGCGAGAGGUCUGUGAGCUGAACCCAGACUGCGAUGAACUUGCAGACCACAUCGGAUUCCAGGAGGCCUACAGGCGCUUUUAUGGACCAGUCUAAUUGCCCCCCUCCCCAAGCAGUGCAUGUAGCUCCUCCUGAUGCCCCCGCCCUUCCACGCCCCAUGUGGAUAUUUCCUGUUCCCCCAAACACAUGUUGUCUCUGAUUGGUUGAUAGGGUUCCUGUUUGCAUGGGAAGGAGAUGCUAUUGGCUAAUGAUGGAAGCUCUAAAACCAACCAUAGAUACUAUGCACCUGCACCCCUUCCUAUUGGCCCUUGUUUCAGACACCCGGGGGUCACUGGGAAAGGAUCAGCACUCCCUAGAGCCCCAGUGGCUGUCUCCAACUCCCAGCAUCCCAUUGGCUGAGCCACGGCUGCCAUACUGCUUGCCCAUGCAGACCUAAACUUGAAAAGCCCCCAUAGACCAAAGCAGGACCCCUAGUGGCCAAACCCACAUGGUGCUAUUCUGGUUCCUCUCUAGGGGAGUACUCAGAUUUACCUCAUCUGGGGCAAGCAACAUGGCAGCUCCUGUCCAUGUAUGGGGUAUGUUGUUCAUUUAAAGGGCCCUCACACUAAUAUAGCAAUAAAGCUUUGCCUGCCAUGAUUAUACUGCAGAUUUAUCAUUGGGCCCAGGGUGCACGUGGGAAUGGCUCCCCCUGCCUGCUGAUUGGGUGCCUGCACCCCCAUAUACUGUUCUGCCCGCGCUACUGUAUGUAUGUAAAUACCAUGAUACCCUAUGGGGUAUAGGCGCUUUCCCCUGACCCAUAAGUACUAGCCAAUACUCUGUUACUAUAGGGGGUACUCACCUGUACAUGAACUCACUCAGGCUGUGUUAUUCUGGGAAUUGUGACUGCUUUGUGGUUGCUAUGCUCACUGACCCUGACAACAGGGCAGUCGUUUGAAUGACAGACAGGGCACCGAAUGGAUAUCAGGCUGGAGAGAGGGAAAUCGAUAAACACCACAAAAGGCUGGAAUCAUCGCUCACCAGGGAUUCCAUGAAGAGACAAUAUAAGGUGAACUUGCCCUUUAAUCAGCUGGUUACGUAACGCUGCUGCUUUGCCCAAUGUACUACACACGCUAAUAAACUCCUUGUUACCCCA
Molecule: messenger RNA, 1368 nt
Organism: Xenopus tropicalis (tropical clawed frog)
Lineage: Eukaryota; Metazoa; Chordata; Amphibia; Anura; Pipidae
Gene: bglap
Product: bone gamma-carboxyglutamate protein
Exons: 4
Coding region: 27-332 (101 amino acids)
Biological process (GO): response to vitamin K; regulation of bone mineralization; regulation of cellular response to insulin stimulus
Cellular component (GO): extracellular region
Molecular function (GO): calcium ion binding
Source: RefSeq, marked provisional